Messenger RNA from Prorocentrum cordatum, 415 nucleotides. The record is from the annotation of a GenBank genome assembly. NCBI's taxonomy places the organism in Eukaryota, Dinophyceae, Prorocentrales, Prorocentraceae.
GAGAGCGCCCCCGCGACGCCCGCGGGAGGCCCUGCCGCCGCCAGCGGCGACCCGGCCAGGUCGCUCCGGGCCCGCUGGGUGGUGGACAACAGCCGCCUGCAGGACGCAACCGAGGGCCUGGGCUACCGCCAGAGCCCCCGCGGCGACGCCCAGCCGCAGGCGCUCAAGGAGUGGGUGCGCUGGGGCUGCGUGGUGGAGGGCCGCGUCACCAAGGACGGGGAGUGGCUGAAGGUGGAGGCGAGGGGCUACCUCCCCAUGGCGCUGGGCGGCGUGCCCGUGCUGCGGCGGCAGGGGCGCCCCCUCCCCGCGCAGCCCCAGGACCAGCGGCCCGCGCCCCCCGAGAAGGGCCCGCCCGCCAAGCGCAAGCGGGGGCGGCCGCGCAAGGACCGGCCCGAGGCCGCCGCGGGCGGCGGGG